Messenger RNA from Eimeria maxima, 2976 nucleotides. RefSeq lists its product as hypothetical. The coding region runs from base 1 to 2976 and encodes 991 amino acids. NCBI's taxonomy places the organism in Eukaryota, Apicomplexa, Conoidasida, Eucoccidiorida, Eimeriidae. The record is from RefSeq and is a predicted model, not a curated record. The transcript has a single exon.
AUGCAGACCGCAGCAGCAGCAGAACCGGCCGCCCUCCCGACCUCUCCGCAGCUGGUGGGUUUGGGAGACAGUGCUUUGAAGGUCUUCCCUGGAGAGGUUGUUUUACCUUUGAAUUCAAAGAGCAUUCGAAAAAGGCGGAAUCGGGGGGUCAAGGGACCAAGCAUCGGCGUUCUGGCCCUCGCUGCAGUUGCUGCUCUUACAGCAGGGUACUUAGUGGUGCGCUGCGCUGUGUUUUUGCUGAACAGUAGCAGGAGCACAGGGGAACUGAGAGUUCUUGCGGGGAAAGAAAAUGCAAGGCAGAAAGACCCGGUAGGAGCAUGCGGCUCAACAGAGGAUGAUCUCCGCGGAGCAGCUGCUCCGGCUGCUCACGUGGUUGAAGAAGUGGAUCCUAGUGAUGACUCCAGCUUGGCAGUAAGGGCUCGCGAUCAUCUUGCUAAACUUUCUAUUCUAAUUAGAGAUCAUAAGCAUGUAGUGCUUGAACUUAAUCCGCAUCUGAAAGCGAAGUGCGUUGCCGAGUUCCUGUGUCUAGCUGUGGUUGAGGUCUCAGCUCUGCUCUCCGUGUUGAUACCAGAACAGUGGGGAGCGAUGAAACGUGCUAUAUAUUCAACAUCCACGUUUGUAUGGGAUAUCCGCAAAAGUUUCGGUGGCUUUGACCUUACUCGCACGCGGGAACGACACAUUUCCUGUCUGCACAAAAUGCUGGAUGCGCUCCCAAAGGGCCCUCCACCUAAGCAAGCAUUACCGCAUGGGGAACGGGUGGUGAAACUGAGGGAGGUAUUGGAGCUUCAGACCCUUGUCCUGCGGCAGCUGGAAAUAGGACUUGGUUGGCUGACAAAUGCUGUGAAAUCCCUCCAGGAGGAAACAGGUGGCCUCGCAGAACUUGUAGCUGCUACUACUAGUACAAACAGUGCUGCUGAUAUAGGUAUAGCAGCAGCAGAAGGUGUUUCAGAACCUGUUGACAGUUAUUUAUCCAUUAACAGUGUUGCACACAAUAGAAUUACUGCAGCUGUCGUGGGCAUUGAACUAUUGGUUCACGAACGGAAGGACCAAAUCCUUCAAGAUCCGCUCCUCAGCCAUCUUUUGCGAAAGAUACACCCGCCAGGCCACUACGGCAUCACCAACCGCCAUCGUCUUGAUUAUCUGUCCAUGCAGGGGGUUAAACCCCAUGGUGAACUCUUAAACGCCCUGAGGAAGACUCACCUGGGAACGUAUAAACCACCGUGGGAGACUGUUCCCCCUUCGUACGUCGAUAUACAUUUGAAGGCCGCCGUGUCCGCCUUGAAAGAGGCGAGCAUCCUAGAGGAACUUCGGUUUCUUCCUGAAGACCCAAGCAGCAGCGAUCUCCAAGGUUUAGAAACAGAGGACACCGUUGCGGAGACCGUUGCCCAUUCUGCGUCCAGCAGAACUACUACCACUGCUGCUACAACUGGGGAGUGGCACGAGGUUUCACAGACUGCCAGGAACGACGAAGGCGUGCUUGCGGGGUUAGAAUCAAGUGUGUCCCAACAGAUGCUGCCUGCUGCUGCAGAAGCUCCAAGGAGCUUUAAGUUGGUGAAACAAACCCACGGGUCUUCCGACAACUCUAGUACUCCUGAAACCCAACAGACGCUUCCACCGAGUACAUUCAGAACUACUGUUUCUGCUUCUGCGGCUUACUCUCCUGAAACCGUUUUGUCGAGUCCAGGUGGUGGUUUCUUCGCUCCUGUUGCUUCGUCUUCAUCUGCUGCAUCGGGGGCUUCACUACAAGUGCCCAUAGCCUUUCCUGGAUUUACUGCCUCACGUGCACAUCCGGCACCAUCCUCAUCUGCACAACUUCGCUUCGAACGUCCGCGAGGGUCGCCAAGGCCCCAUGUUCCGUUCAAGCCGCGCGGUGUUCCUUUUCAGCGAGUACCACGGCAAGCAACUUCGAACGUUUUCGGUGGCCCUGCGGCGGCACGCCCAGGCCAACCGUUGCAGCUCCCAGAGAAGGGUGGAUAUGGGUGGCUACCAAGAAGAAUUCCCUACGAACACGCUGCCGCCUCCCUGCCCAAGGAAGAACCUGGUGAGCCAAUUGAGAUACCGAUUGCUGCAGGAUUUGACCUACCCGCAGAAACGGCGUUUGACCCUUCGAUAUGGGCGUCGCCGGUACCUGAAACGCAGCUGCUUUUUGCCGAUCCCCGUAGACCAACGAACUAUGGCCCACGUGCAGGAGGACCAAUGCAAGGAAUACCGGUGAAUAGGUCUGUCAAUUUGGAGGGAGGGUGGCACCCCAGACAAGACCUCCGCAGACCGUCUGUUACCUUGUUUCCCCAAACCGAACACAAUGAGUUAACUGCGUCAGCGUUUAGUCAAGGAUAUCAGCGAUUUGAAGAUAUCUCUGGGGAGAGGGAACGUUCUGUGUGGGACAAGGUCGCGUUGUUGUGGGGUGUAUCCACACCGGAGUCAAUGAAAGACUUUCGUCCACCUGCAGGUACAACAGGCACGGGACUACCGGAAGGCAGCUACGGCAGCCAAUUCGACUUGGAGGGAUGGGGACAACCCAGAGGAGACCUCCGUAGACCCACGAGUAGCGUCGUGCAAACGGAUCACCACAGGGAGUUAGCUAAGACAGCGGGUGCCUCAAAGCUUAGGCCUCAAGCACCCAGCUUCGUGGCAAAAAGCGUAUCUGGUCCGAGACCUUCGACGUCGGUGUUGCAUGUGUCUCUAUCGCAGCCCUCAUCAACCCCGGUGGCUGGAGUGUGGGGAACUCGUUCAUCUUCACAGCAGAGGGGAUUUCCUGUAGACCUCUACGGGCCCACCAUCUCGGAUGAAUGGAGUCCACGAAGAAGACAGUCCCGCACACCCGGACCCCGUAGUGGCCCCCUCGACAAUAGAGCACACGGAGAGUCCACAGAGGCGGCAAUUGCUGCAGGAUUUAGCGAACUUGGGCUGCUCUUCAAGGGGUUAUCUAGCGAAGAAUCAGGAGAAAAAGAGUACUUAGAGGGCAACAAGCGGUAG